UGGAGACAGGAUGAAACUGACGGGGUGUUUUUGGGAGGAAAGUGCCCCUGGGGUGUCAUUACCUGGCGGCUUUCCGGGGUGUAUCAUCACCAGAACCGUUUAUUUAAGGAAAAAAAUGGAGUGUAUUUCAAUUUUCUCAAUGCCAGAGGAUUAUGGACCAUUACAAUAACGACCGGCGGUUUCACGGUUUGGAUAACUGCCUCCGUACUCUGUUUUUCUUCUCCGUCGUUUUAACCUUAUUUACUCUUGUCAACACAUUUUCUACGCAGACGUGUCAAACAUUUCUCUCUCUUAAAAUGUUGAAUUUAGCGCUUCCCGGACGUGAAGGAUAUUCGUGGCACGUCAUUUUUGUUUGUUUUUGGACAUGAGGGUGUAAGGUGCACAAACCUGUGGACGGAGACAGUAUGAUACAAUAUCUUGACAUAAGCGUUAUUUUCUGUGUUACGCUCUAUUGCGCAUGCCUAGUGGUAGAUACAGAACGCUGCCCGACGCCACUUCACUCCGUCCUGGCCGUGAUGUAGGAGCAAAAGUGAAGGGAGCCGAGGACUAAAUAAUGCGUUGGCAAAGUGGCAGCGUGGCAACUAAAGGAUUCGUCUUUAGGUCCUUCGCAAAACGAGAUUGUGCCAUAAACUGAAGAAUGUCAGGGACACCAAAUGCAGAGGCUGAAGGAGUAGUCUCCAAAGUGCAAGUGAAAAAGGAGAUCAAGACAAUCGUGGAGAAUUUGGAAACCAUCCUGGGAGACCUCAAGGAUGUAGCCAAAGAGCUCAAAGAGGUUGUUCAUGACAUCGACACCCUGACUGGCGACCUGCAGCUGGAAGAGGACGGACUGACAGACAGCUCCAAGACGGACACGCUCAACUCCAGCUCGAGCUCCACCACCACUACUACCACCGCUUCCAGCCUGGAGAAGAUGAAGCUCUUCCCUGAUGACUGUAUCUUCAAACUACCUGCACCCAUCGCCCCGGCCCCGGUCCACCCUCAUGCAGUCCUGACUGUACUCAAGAAACCCCACCCUCCCCUACCCCCACCCAGACUCACCCCGCUGAGGGCCGAGGAGCACAACAUUAAGAAUCUGCCUCAUCCAACAUUAGUGUUGUCAGGGAAUAUAUCCAAGGCUGCCGGGUCUGUAAUGAGGAAUGGCGGCGUUUUUCCGUUGAAACCAAACAGGGAUUUAUUCUCCUCCACGCCAUGUUUCAUUUCUAAUGACGGAAUCUCUGUCGGUCUUGUACCUACAUUACCCAGACCCAUGCCUCUUCUGCGCCACGAAAAGAACAAAUGCCCCAAGGCCCCUGGCAGGGAAUCUCGUGAAAGGGAACGUGUGCGUUUUAGUGAGAAGGUCCAGUACCACGGCUAUUGCCCAGACUGUGACCUUCAAUAUGACGUGGACGACACAGAACUUCACAUACAGGCCGAGCUCAACGACUUGAGGCUCAGUCCAGUGCACUGCUGCUCUUCUUCCCCUCCUCCUCCAUCUCACGCUCUUCCUCAUGAACUGAUGUUGGAAAACGGGGGCCUCCCAAUGAGCCACAGUUUCCCCCCAACAACGAACACUCCUCUGCCUUGUGUGCCUCCUCACCCGCCUUCCCUAAAGCCCCAGAAAACAAUCCUUCGUAAAUCAACCACUACCACGGUUUGACGCAGAACCACUUGUUCCGUCUACCUUAAACAUUUUUGAAUCAUUCAUAGUGUUUUCCACUUUAUGAGUGCUUUCUACUCCAGCUGAACUUUGGAUUUCCAAACAGAGGGGGAAGAGUUGGAAAAUAGGAAACAAAAGGAUGGAUAAAAAAGAAUGAAACAGAGACAAAGCCAUCGCAGCGGGCACUGAGAAGAACACAGGGAGAUCGAGAAGAAGCGGGCCCAUUGAGAUACAAGAGAAGGGACGCUUGUUUCAUACACCUUUCGGCCCUGGUUGAUUUGAGGUGGGAGGACCCGGAGCGGAGGCCAAUCAUCCACCUUUUUUUAUUUAUUUUUUUACACAAAGCAUAAAUAACUCUCAGCCACCAGGAGAUCAUCCAAACAAAUUCCUAUUUUGACUUUGAGCGCUGAGUGCUUUAGUGUGCAGGAGCAAUGUUACUGUGAAUCUAGUUUAGGAGAAAGGGCAGUCACUAAGUGUCAGAACAUACAGUUAGGAGAUAUUAAGAGUUGUGGAGGUGAUAUUUUUGUUUCAUAAAAAUCAUUGAAUUAAUGAUUGGAAUGCUGCUGAAACCCUAUCAUCAAAAGUAAAGAGGCACGUUUAGGUGGAGGUAGAGGAUGGGGUGAAAUGAAGUCAGCCAGUAUUUCAUUGAUGUCUUUUGCUCUGUGCAUACUCAGAUGGAAAUCAAUAGCUCCACUCAACCAAUGGAAUUUGCCUUUUAAGAAUUGUAAUUGUUUGUGUCUGGAGAGCCCGCCAGCUCUGCCUGGGAGCAACAUGCUGCUCUGCUGGACUGCAGAUAAGGAGAAAACAAUACAUUGUGCCAUACGCACAAUAACAGUCUUUUUUUUUUUCUUUUUCUGAAAGACUAAUGGUUUGAAAAGAAUGGUGAUGUGGUCACUGAUCUGUGUCCAGACAUUAUCUCCAUCAUACAUCAAAAUCUUUGUGCUCAACUGGCGACAUGCAAGCUAUGUAUUGUUUUUUUUUUUUUUUUUUUUUUUUGCAGAGAUACAGUACAGUGGCAUAGUUACAGCUUUAAAGGGUCAUUGAAGAAGUAAUAAUUUGCAUCAAAUUUUCUUUGUAUACAAACACAUAUGUACAUGUUUGAUAUCUCUAUAUUUCAGGCAUUUUUAUACAGAGACUUUAACAUUUAAAGAGAUGAUAUUUUUGAUAUUGUGUUGGAUAACUGAGGUAUCUUGACGAAAGCUGACAUUCCUUAGAAGUACUUUGUUUUCAGCAGGGCAUAGCAGGAGGAGUUAUUUAUCUGAAUAUUAAAGGGAUGGUGCCCCUGAAGUCCCAAAAAUAAAAAUAAAAAUAAGACAAAUCUGUGCACAAGUUAAUAUCUUGUGUACACAAAGUAAUUAUCUUGUGCGCAAAAGUUAGAUUAUUACUUGUGAGAACAUCAUAAAUUCCUCGUGUGCACAAUAUAUUGUGUUGUGUGCAAAAGAUGUUCAUGUUGUGCGCGCACCUUCUUUUCUUUUACUUUUUGGGAUUUCAUGGGAUGGUGUUUGUAGGGAUGAAAAAUAAGUGCUCGAGUAUUAUCACUUUCAAGAACUUUGAGAGUGGGCCGUGUUGUGAGAAAGAAACUGUAAAGCGAAGGAGAUAAAAGGCGUUAACCAAAUACCUAGUUGUGCUUUAUCAGACAGAGAGGCAUGGAACUGAAUGAACGCACGACUGACUCUUCACUUUGUCCUGCCAUCACUGUGUUUUUCUAUGCAUUUCCGUGGAGAGGCUGCCUUUUUUUGAGGCUCCAACAUGCAGGUAGCUGUGCUCUCCUUGAUACACAGUUAAGAAGUAUCCCAUGUUAAUUCCUCAAAUGAUGUCGGUCAGGUUAUUUCUGGAGCCACUACUUGGCAAAUAUCCUGAGUUUUAUAAUAUUGCUUAGGACAAUGAAUAAUUGGUAAUAAGAAAAAUGUCAUAUUGUUUUAGUGAAGCACUUGUCAAACCCAGAGUCAACAUGACAAAUGGAGAAAAAACAAAUAUAAAGGGCAGAAUAUUAAUCUAUGUAGGGGAACACAUUUCCAUAGGGCAUUUUUGGAUCAAUAAAAGGGUGAGAAAUAAAUAAAGAAAUACACACAGCCUCUCUCCACAUUCAGACUGGAGGCACCACACUUGUAAACUCCACUUCCUUGUUCUCACUGGACACAGAAACUGAAUUCAUUAACAAACAAAAAAAAACUCUAGAUCAAAUAAGAAUCAGUUUUUAAGGUGACUGGAAUGUCAGUGGUAUUCUGUUGUGUGUCCACAAACUGUUGGAAAAUAACCUGUGAGAAGUAAAUACCUAACACUUGA
Messenger RNA from Labrus bergylta (ballan wrasse), 3922 nucleotides. It is a transcript of the gene prr16, whose product is annotated as proline rich 16. The record is from RefSeq and is a predicted model, not a curated record. NCBI's taxonomy places the organism in Eukaryota, Metazoa, Chordata, Actinopteri, Labriformes, Labridae. Gene Ontology annotation, biological process: positive regulation of translation; positive regulation of cell size.